Chara braunii is the source of this 975-nucleotide messenger RNA. The record is from the annotation of a GenBank genome assembly. Lineage: Eukaryota; Viridiplantae; Streptophyta; Charophyceae; Charales; Characeae.
UCUUUGGGGCAGGGAAAAAAAAGCGAACGGGAGAAAGCGGGCAGAUAUGGCAGGCGGUACAAUAUGGUUGGAGGAUGUGCGAGAUGGUGGGCGGGAGGAGGAGGAGAAAGGCGGAGGGCGAGGAGGUGGAGGAGGAGAGAAGAAGACGAAGGGAGGAGGAGGAGGAAAGAAGAAGACGAAAGGAGGAGGACGAGGACGAGGAGAGAAGAAGAGGAAACGAGGAGGAGGAGAGAAGAAGAAAGGAGGAGGAGGUGGAGGAGGAGGAGGAGAGAAGGAGACGAAAGGAGGACGAGGACGAGGAGGAGAGAAGAAGACGAAAGGAGGAGGAGGAGAGAAGAAGACGAAAGGAGGAGGAGGAGAGAAGAAGACGAAAGGAGGAGGAGGAGAGAAGAAGACGAAAGGAGGAGGAGGACGAGGACAAGGAGGACAGAAGAAGACGAAAGGAGGAGGAGGAGGAGGAGGAGAGAAGAAGAAAGGAGGAGGAGGAGGAGGAGGAGGAGGAGGAGGAGGAGAGAAGAAGAAAGGAGGAGGACGAAAGGAGGAGGACGAGGACGAGGACGAGGAGGAGAGAAGAAGACGAAAGGAGGAGAAGAAGAGGAGGAAAAGAGGAGGGAGCGACGAUGGAUGGGCUUCCUUCCAGAUGGCAGCAACGACGACAAGACGGCGAAAGCAAUGGCUUCGAGAUGGCAGCAAUGAGAUGGCAGCUGUCUGCCCACGGUUCGAAACGGCAGCAACGGCGGGCUUCCAGAUGGCAGCAACGGCUUCGAGACGGCGACGAUGGGGAGGGCUGCUCGACGGGCAGCUCGACGAUGUGCAACGACGACGGGUGGGCAAAUGUGGAGAGCUGCUCGACGGCAGUGAAGCGGGGAAUACCGCGUUCGAAUUCAAACGAGGCGUCGCAGGAGACUAAGGGAGGGAAGCGAGCUGCGUCGUAGGUGACCAGGGGGCGGCGGUGAAUCAAAACCGGCGAAGUGU